Sclerotinia sclerotiorum 1980 UF-70 is the source of this 1155-nucleotide messenger RNA. RefSeq lists its product as hypothetical. Gene Ontology annotation, biological process: cellular response to oxidative stress; cell redox homeostasis; glutathione metabolic process. Gene Ontology annotation, molecular function: glutathione-disulfide reductase (NADPH) activity; flavin adenine dinucleotide binding. Gene Ontology annotation, cellular component: cytosol; mitochondrion. The transcript has 4 exons. Lineage: Eukaryota; Fungi; Ascomycota; Leotiomycetes; Helotiales; Sclerotiniaceae. The record is from RefSeq and is a predicted model, not a curated record. Bases 1 to 1155 code for a protein of 384 amino acids.
AUGGCCCCUAUAACUAAGGAGUGUGACUUUUUGGUCAUUGGUGGUGGAAGUGGCGGUUUGGCUACAGCUAGAAAAGCAAGUGGUGUUUAUGGUGUUAAGACUAUUGCCGUAGAGGCUAAGAGACUUGGUGGUACUUGUGUUAAUGUUGGCUGUGUACCAAAGAAAGUUACAUUCAAUGCAGCAGCAAUCGCAGAAGCUAUCCACGAUUCAAAAGCUUACGGCUUCUCCGUCGAAACUACAGCACCAUUCAACUGGUCAUAUUUCAAGAACAAGAGAGAUGCAUUCAUCAAGAGAUUAAACGGCAUUUACGAGAGAAAUCUCGGUAACGAUAAAGUCGAAUAUAUUCACGGCUGGGCAUCUUUGACUGGAAAGAAUGAAGCAGAAGUUACAUUAGACGAUGGUACCAAACAAACAAUCAGAGCUAAGAAGAUUCUUUUGGCAGUUGGUGGUCGCCCUACUGUUCCUCAGGGUAUCCCAGGUGCAGACUUUGAUCCUAUGGUUCAAGAAACUGUCACAAAUGAAUAUGAACGUUUGGGUGUUAAGUUGCACAAGAACUCUGUUCAGACUAAGAUUGAAAAAGAUGAAAAGACGGGUAAACUUACCAUUCACUACGAGGACUCGAAUGGAAAGAGUACUCUUGAGGAUGUAGAUGAUUUAAUCUGGGCUAUUGGACGAUCCCCCGAGGUAGAUGGUUUAGGAUUGGACAAAGCAGGUGUCAAACAAAAUGAAAGAGGUCAAAUCAUUGCCGACGAAUAUCAAAACACCAAUGUCGACAGCAUCUACUCAUUAGGUGAUGUCAUUGGCAAAAUCGAAUUAACCCCGGUAGCCAUUGCCGCUGGCCUUGGUUCUAUUGGUCUCAUCGAACUGGAAGCUAUCGAACGUUACGGAAAAGAAAAUAUUAAAUGUUACAAUACUAGUUUUACCGCAUUAUAUUAUACCAUGAUGGAACCUGAAGAUAAGGGACCUACAAAGUAUAAAUUGGUGUGUCUAGGACCGGAGGAAAAGGUUAUUGGUCUUCAUAUUUUGGGAUUGGGUAGUGGUGAGAUGUUACAAGGUUUUGGAGUGGCUGUUAAGAUGGGUGCUACAAAGAAGGAUUUCGAUAGUUGUGUGGCUAUUCAUCCUACUAGUGCUGAGGAAUUGGUUACUAUGAAAUAG